Galdieria sulphuraria is the source of this 668-nucleotide messenger RNA. RefSeq names its product eukaryotic translation initiation factor SUI1 family protein. The record is from RefSeq and is a predicted model, not a curated record. The transcript has 8 exons. Gene Ontology annotation, biological process: formation of translation preinitiation complex; translation reinitiation. Bases 116 to 640 code for a protein of 174 amino acids. Lineage: Eukaryota; Rhodophyta; Bangiophyceae; Galdieriales; Galdieriaceae. Gene Ontology annotation, molecular function: translation initiation factor activity; mRNA binding.
UUAUUAUUCUACUAGCUCAUAUUAGAUAUUGUGUUGUUUUGUUUGUUCCUCAAAGCAGGUCAUCGAUCUUCACAUAAAGUGUGUAUUGUCUCAUUUUUUGGGUUAAAGUUGGUUAAUGGCUUCCCAUUCAUUUUCAGAAGAACGUGGGACCACUUGUCUUACAAACCAAGACCAAUAUCCUUACAAUGUUAUAUAUUGUGGAAACUGUAGUUUGCCUUUCGAAUAUUGUGAAUAUAACGGUCCAGAAGAGUUUCAACGUUGUUUGUUAUGGCGUCGUGAAAACUAUCCAGAACUCUUUUCUACCUAUGAUGAAAGCUUAUUAACUGAUGCUUUCAAGAACGUAUCCUUGGCUGAUUCUCUUUCAAAGGCUGUCGAAAGCAACAAUAAUAGUUCAUCAAAGAAGAAAUCCCCUAUCAAUCCUGAAGUGGUCAUCGCCAGAGCACAAAGAAAGGGAAGGAAGCAAGUAACAAUUAUCAGUGGUUUGGAUAAGACUGGAGUCAAACUAUCGGAGUUUUCAAGGGUCUGCAAAAAGCAAUUUUCUUGUGGUGCUUCGGUAGUAACAGCACCCGAUAUGAGAGAAGUAGUUGAAAUACAGGGACCAAUUUUUGGUACCUCAAGAAUACUUGUAUGUAAUGGAUGACAACAAAAAGAAAGUUCACGCUUUUUAA